This is a messenger RNA of Dryobates pubescens (Downy woodpecker), 2049 nucleotides long. It is a transcript of the gene NOL9, whose product is annotated as nucleolar protein 9. Gene Ontology annotation, cellular component: nucleus. Gene Ontology annotation, molecular function: polynucleotide 5'-hydroxyl-kinase activity. Lineage: Eukaryota; Metazoa; Chordata; Aves; Piciformes; Picidae. Bases 13 to 1881 code for a protein of 622 amino acids. Gene Ontology annotation, biological process: cleavage in ITS2 between 5.8S rRNA and LSU-rRNA of tricistronic rRNA transcript (SSU-rRNA, 5.8S rRNA, LSU-rRNA). The record is from RefSeq and is a predicted model, not a curated record. The transcript has 12 exons.
GCUGCGGUGGCCAUGCCCGCUCGGCGCGGCCCGCCGGCCCGCCGCCCCCGACGGGGCCCGAGCCGCGGGGGCCGGGCGGAGACGGCCUGGAAGGAGUUCGCCGCCUCGUUCGCCCGCGCCGGCAUGGUGCCGCCGGCCGAGGGGGGUCUGGCGGCCGUGGAGGCGGCGGAGGGCGCCGCCGUCCUUCUCCUGGCUCCGCAGCAGACGCUGACCUUCACCGGGAAGUGUCGCCUGCGCUGCCUCUACGGCGCCGUCCGCCUGCUGGGCUUCGCCGUGGCCCCGCACCAGCCGCCGCUGUCGGUCUUCUCGCCCGCCACGCACUGUGCGCUGACGCUGGAGACGCUGCCGCCCGCCCGCCCGCCCGGCGGCGACCUCCGCCAGCUCCGCGCCGCCGCCCGCGCCGCCAUGCGCGCGCACGGUGUCCGCCGCCAGGCGCGCGUGCAGGCCCUGUCGCGGUUCGCGCCGGACUGCGCGCUCGUGCUGCUGGAGCACCUGGACACGCCCCUGACUCGGUACCUGCUCAGCCACCCGCCGCUCUCGCGCCUCUUCGAGCCCCCGAGAAAGGAGGAGCCCAGCUUCGCGCCGGAGGAUGCGGUCCUGGCCUCUGUUGGCAUCGUGAAGUGCAGCCCUGAGCACGGGCUGCUGGUGUCGGAAAGCAUGGUCCUGGCUCUGGAGGAGCUGAUCCAAGCCUGCUGUGCUGAAGAUGAAGGUGUUCCUCUCAUUCUGGUAUGUGGCCCCAAGAACACUGGCAAGUCUACCUUCAACAGAUACCUGAUCAAUCUGCUGCUGAACCGCCUCCCCUCUGUGGAGUACCUGGAGUGUGACAUAGGGCAGACGGAGUUCACGCCGCCGGGCUGCGUGUCCCUGAGCCACGUCACGGAGCCCCUGCUGGGGCCCCCAUUCACUCACCAGCAGGCCCCACGCAGGAUGGUCUACUAUGGCCUGACCAGCUGUGAGCAGGACACAGAGAGGUACCUGGACGUGGUGAAGUCUGUGUUCAGCUCCUACAAGAAGGAAGUGCCCCUGGUGGUCAACACCAUGGGCUGGGUGAAAGGUGAGGGCUUGCUGCUCCUGAUCGACCUCAUCCGGCUGCUGUGCCCCAGCCACGUGGUGCAGAUGGAUGUGUACGACUGGAAGGCCAUGGCCCCGCUCAGCCCGGACUACGUGCAGCUGGCUGCUGGCCUCUACACCAAGGGCAAGCAGCAGGCCCAGUGCAGGCAGAUGAGGGCCGGAGGAGCGGAGCCCUGGAGCCCCUCGGAGGGGGCUGGGGACCCUCCUGAGUACAAGCUGCUCUACAUCCACCCGGAGUUCCCCCGCGCAGGAGCUGCGGGCGAGGCGCGCGUGCACAGCAGCAUCCUGCGGGACGCGGCCAUCCUGGGCUACCUGGGCCAGCUGCAGCGCCCGGACGUGGGCAGCGUGCUGCCGCUGCACAGCCUCCUGCCGUACCAGGUGCCUUUCCGUGCCGUGGCGCUCAGGGUCAUCCACACGGACGUGGCCCCCACCAACGUGCUGUACGCCCUGAACGCCAGCUGGGUCGGGCUGUGCCGCGUGCCCGAGGAGGUGCGGGGCCAGGGCGACGCUGCGGUGCUGCUGGCACAGACCCCGGUCUGCGACUGCCUGGGCUUCGGAAUCGUCCGUGGGGUGGACGUGGAGAGGAAGCUGUACCUCGUGCUGACCCCGGCGCCCCCGGAGCAGCUGCGGCUGGUGAACUGCCUGCUGCUUGGCAGCAUUGCCAUCCCCAACUGCGUGCUCGUGGGGCAGCAAGGAGUCGAGGGCGAGAUCCCCUACGUCACCUCUGAUUACAACUACAGCAUCAUGGGGUCUGGGAAGCUGAGGAAGAAGCAUUUCAAGAGGAGGGAGUUUGACUGUGACUAUGCCUGAAGCCUGGGCACCGUGGGCUCUGUGUGCAGGCUGGCAGCAGCCCCUCAUGCUCACAGGAGCCCUGGCUGCUGCAGAGCUCACCAGGGUGUGGAUCCUUCACAUCCACGUUUGACAACGUUUUGUAUUCUCCGUUUGUAUUUUAGUGUUUUGUAAUAAAGAUCUGUUCAA